This is a messenger RNA of Vicugna pacos (alpaca), 1430 nucleotides long. RefSeq names its product guanosine monophosphate reductase (gene GMPR). Gene Ontology annotation, biological process: nucleotide metabolic process. Gene Ontology annotation, molecular function: GMP reductase activity. Gene Ontology annotation, cellular component: GMP reductase complex. The record is from RefSeq and is a predicted model, not a curated record. Lineage: Eukaryota; Metazoa; Chordata; Mammalia; Artiodactyla; Camelidae.
CGGCGCCGGCGCUGCAGGAAGGAGCUGCCGGCUCCCGCUGCGAGGGCCAGAGCGCGCUGCCCGGCACCAUGCCCCGUAUAGAUGCGGACCUCAAGCUGGACUUCAAGGAUGUCCUGCUCCGACCCAAACGAAGCAGCCUCAAGAGCCGAGCCGAGGUGGAUCUUGAGCGAACCUUCACAUUUCGAAACUCGAAGCAGACCUACUCGGGGAUUCCCAUCAUCGUGGCCAACAUGGACACCGUGGGGACGUUUGAGAUGGCCGUGGUGAUGUCACAGCACUCCAUGUUCACCGCAGUUCAUAAGCAUUACACCCUGGAUGACUGGAAGCUCUUUGCCGCUGAUCACCCAGAAUGCCUGCAGCAUGUAGCCGUGAGCUCGGGCAGUGGGAAGAAUGAUCUGGAGAAGAUGAGCAGCAUCCUGGAAGCCGUGCCGCAGGUUAAGUUUAUCUGCCUGGAUGUGGCCAAUGGGUACUCGGAACAUUUCGUGGAAUUCGUGAAGCUCGUCCGUGCCAGAUUUCCAGAACACACCAUCAUGGCAGGGAACGUGGUGACGGGAGAGAUGGUGGAAGAGCUUAUUCUUUCCGGAGCAGAUAUCAUCAAAGUGGGAGUCGGACCAGGUUCCGUAUGCACCACCCGCACCAAGACGGGGGUGGGUUACCCCCAGCUGAGCGCUGUGAUCGAGUGCGCAGACUCGGCCCACGGUCUGAAGGGGCACAUCAUCUCCGACGGAGGCUGCACGUGUCCAGGAGAUGUCGCCAAAGCCUUUGGAGCUGGAGCAGAUUUUGUCAUGCUGGGAGGGAUGUUUUCGGGCCACACUGAGUGUGCUGGAGAGGUGAUCGAGAGGAACGGGCAGAAGCUCAAGCUCUUCUACGGGAUGAGCUCCGAGACAGCGAUGAAGAAACACGCGGGCGGGGUCGCUGAGUACAGAGCCUCUGAGGGCAAGACUGUGGAAGUGCCUUACAAAGGGGACGUGGAGAACACUAUUCUGGAUAUUCUCGGGGGACUGAGGUCGACCUGCACCUACGUGGGGGCCGCCAAACUCAAAGAGCUCAGCAGGAGGGCGACGUUCAUCCGGGUGACCCAACAGCACAACACCGUGUUCAGCUAACCUUGAGCAUGAGGUGACAUCUGGCUGGUGGAAGCUUCCACGCACGCCUGCUUUCCCAUCUCCCUCCUUCUGUUACGGCAGAGUUUCCAGCUGCUCCAGGUGGUGGCAGGCUGCCUCCUCCUCCUCUCCUGCCACCUGGGGGCUGUGGGGCUCCCCCGGUGCCGAGAAGCCAGGCACGCAUUGGGUCAGCGGUCAGAGCUCAGCUGCCGGGAAGGCAUGCCUCACUGUUAAAACUAACACUCGCGCCUUUUUCUUUUCCUUUUUUCUUUUUCUUUUUUUUUUUUUUAAGAAAAUGGUUUCACUUUAAUAUAAGGCUCUUAAGAC